Molecule: messenger RNA, 912 nt
Organism: Haliotis rubra (blacklip abalone)
Lineage: Eukaryota; Metazoa; Mollusca; Gastropoda; Lepetellida; Haliotidae
Product: proteasome subunit beta type-3-like
Exons: 6
Coding region: 174-791 (205 amino acids)
Biological process (GO): proteasome-mediated ubiquitin-dependent protein catabolic process
Cellular component (GO): proteasome core complex, beta-subunit complex; proteasome core complex
Source: RefSeq, a predicted model, not a curated record
CCUUAGAUACUUCCGGAAUAAUGCGGCCUGCAUGGUGACUUGCAAACUUGAGACUGAAAGCAGUUUGAAUUCUCCAACCUCCUCUGCCCUCUGAGGCACACCGGCGACAUUUUACAUUGUGUAUACGACAGGAGAUUUUUUGUUACAAAAGGAGGCGAAAUAACUUUCACAACAUGAGUAUUCUGACUUACAAUGGAGCCUCCAUCAUUGCCAUGAAGGGCAAAGAUUGUGUUGCCAUUGCAUCUGACCGGAGGUUUGGCAUCCAGGCACAGACAAUUAAUAUGGAGUUUGACAAGAUCUUUGAGAUGGGACCACAUUUAUAUAUCGGCCUACCAGGUCUAGCAACUGAUGUGCAGACAAUUUCACAAAGACUGAAAUUCCGACUCAACUUGUACGAGCUGAGGGAAAAUCGAAAUAUCAAGCCGAAGACAUUCAUGAGCAUGGUGUCAAAUCUGCUGUAUGAAAGGAGGUUUGGACCCUACUUCGUUGAGCCUGUGAUCGCAGGCCUUGAUACCAAGACAGGAGAGCCAUACAUUGCAUCCAUGGAUCUGAUUGGUUGCCCAAUGGAGACAGAUGAUUUUGUCGUCAGCGGGACGUGUUCAGAACAGAUGUACGGGAUGUGCGAGUCACUAUGGGAGCCAGAUCUGGCUCCAGAUGAUCUGUUUGAGACAAUAUCUCAGGCAUUGAUGAAUGCUUUUGACAGAGAUGCUGUAUCAGGUUGGGGCGGUGUUGUCUAUAUCAUUGAAAAGGACAAGGUGACGAAGAAAUUACUGAAGACUCGAAUGGACUAGUCUUAUUUCAUGUAUAUUCAACAGUGUAAUGUAUUGCGUUGUCAGAAGGAACAUCACUUGAAACUUCAUCCACAAUGUGGCAUGUAAUUCCAUUUCAUGUAUUAAAACUCUUUAAACCAAA